AUGGCAAGCAUGACCACUGAGGAACUUAACUGCGUGAUCUUCGUACAGGAUACAGAGGGACAUCCCCGUCAGCUGGACGACGACGAUAACGUCGCCCCGCUGAAGAUAGAUCAGCGCGAUCCUCCCUCCUCAUACGCUGAUGGGCCGUUUUCUCCUCUGAGCCCCACGUCGCCUUAUGGAUAUCCUGUCAGUGAGGAACAGUUCCGUUAUACCCUGGGGGGCGGGGAAAAUAUACCCUUUUCACGUUCCAGGCGAUCCUCAGAAACAGCUCUUCCUGCACCCUUCCCUCCUUCGUACACCAGAGAUCGGUCCGCGUCUGUUCACGGCCAUCGCAGACAUGUCAGCUCUCCUAACAGCCCACUUGCUGUCAGCGGGAGCGGUCCUUUAUACAACGACUUCCUUUCUGCACCCCCACUUCACCAAAGACAGUCGCAACCUUCCUUACAAGUGAUCACCGACAUACCAUUUGGUUUUCACACCCCCCCUCCAUGCUCUGCAUCUCCUGGAUUAACCCCCGCAAGCUCUGUCUCUUCACCAUUCGAGUCUCCCGAAGAGUUUCGUCCCCAAUCUUCCGGUGGUUAUUCCGAUCACAGCGAUUUCGCACCGCCACACAAGUCCAAUGGUGUCGACGAUCCUUAUCAGUCCUCAACCUCUCUUCUAUUACAAUCGGAUCCUCCGCGCGGGCGCACAUUAUGGCGAUUUGAUGAUGACUAUCUAACGCCUGGACCCGAUUCACGCUCCCUAAGUUUGGUUAGUAUGCCAAACAUAAACAUCGACAGUGACUUCUUCGGUCUGAGGUCUCCAAGUGUGGCUCCUAGUACGCACUCGGAUGGCGGACUCGAUUUGGCGAGCCUUGAGCUUAACCCUGGCGUAGGUACUUCGGACAUCUUUGGUGACAUCCCAGAGCAGCAGUCUAGUCAUUCUGUAACAGAUACCUCACUACCCCCAACGCCGUAUCGAGAGCAGGUUGCGUCUGACGCUGUGGCACGGGCCAGUCAAAGUCGUCGGACUAACGCAGCGAAUUAUGUUUCCAAACAUAACCUUCGAAGUAAUUCCUCAUCCGUUUUUGUUUGGUUCCUCCGCUAA
Messenger RNA from Desarmillaria tabescens, 1086 nucleotides. RefSeq lists its product as uncharacterized. The transcript is spliced from 3 exons. The record is from RefSeq and is a predicted model, not a curated record. The coding region runs from base 1 to 1086 and encodes 361 amino acids. Lineage: Eukaryota; Fungi; Basidiomycota; Agaricomycetes; Agaricales; Physalacriaceae.